AUGGUUAGAUCAGAGAGUUUGGGGACUUUUCGUAAGCAAGUUUGUGGUGUUUGCAGAGUGGAGCGCGAAGUGACAGCGCGGCUGCGUGCCUCCCAGGAUGAGGCGUACGCGGAGUCGUUGGCCGCCGACCAGGAGAAGGAGAGACGCCGCGCCGCAGACCGCGCCGCAAGACAGCAGCAGGAGAAGGAAUUGUUGCUGAAACAGCAGCAGGAGGAGCGCCGCAAGCUUGAUGUGGUGAGCGCGCGCAAGGCGAUUGCGGCGCGGCUGUCGCCCGAGCCGUCCACGGGCUUCGACACUGUUAUGCUGCUCAUCCGCCUGCCCGACGGCGAGCGCCUGCAGCGCCGAUUCAACAUCAAACAGACUACGCAGGAACUCUACGACUACGUGUUUAGUCACCCGGAGUCGCCAGAAGAGUUCGAGAUGACAACCAAUUUUCCUAAACGAAUCGUGCCGCGAGGUACCGUUAAUCUAUUCGAAGUCGGCCUCAAAGACCGCGACGUGCUGUUCGUCAACGACAUCAAUGCAUAAACCGGUGUGUUCAGUCAGACAGACUAGGUACGCCCGAAACAACUACGUAUUCGAUACCUCUGACGACUUCGCUGAAAUGACAUGGUAUCUAAGCUGGAAUCGAUUGUAGAAGUGAUUUCACAUUUCUGUAUUAUAUACAAUGUACCUACAUUUAUUUAUGGACGUUUAUCGAUGUUUUUGAACAUCUACAAUUUCAUGCAGGACUGUAAGAAAUAGUCUUACCUGUUAUUACAAAUUAAUUCAAUAAGGCAAUAUAUAUAUAUAUGAGCCACAUUUCCAUCUGCUGUUUAGUGGCGGAUCAAAGUAACGAUAUUGUAUUAAAUUAGGGAGUAAUUGAGAUUAGGAAACGCCUAUCAGGGUGUUGCUAAUUUUGUACUUAACGUGUCGCUGUCUGUACUGUAAAUGUUUUAUCUGUUUUUGAGACAGAAAGAUAAUUUGAAGUCCAAUAAACGCAAGCGUAUUGACUUUUUGUUUUUAUUCUCUUAGGUUGUAGUCAUACGGGUUGUAUUCCUGCUGAAUCGCAAAUGUAAGCGGACACUGCUAACACUGAUAUUUGACAGUCGCGAUAUCAUCUGCAUUCAAUUGUCAUCCGGCUGCAUUGCACCUGCUAUUUUGCAGUACCGAUGUAUCGUAAGCGCUGAUAAGCUGGAUUUUAACUGUUAAUUUGCAA
Molecule: messenger RNA, 1198 nt
Organism: Hyposmocoma kahamanoa
Lineage: Eukaryota; Metazoa; Arthropoda; Insecta; Lepidoptera; Cosmopterigidae
Gene: Faf2
Product: FAS-associated factor 2
Exons: 4
Coding region: 1-528 (175 amino acids)
Cellular component (GO): endoplasmic reticulum
Molecular function (GO): ubiquitin binding
Source: RefSeq, a predicted model, not a curated record